Glycine soja is the source of this 1097-nucleotide messenger RNA. Its product is annotated as ethylene-responsive transcription factor ERF071-like. Lineage: Eukaryota; Viridiplantae; Streptophyta; Magnoliopsida; Fabales; Fabaceae. Gene Ontology annotation, biological process: ethylene-activated signaling pathway; regulation of DNA-templated transcription. The record is from RefSeq and is a predicted model, not a curated record. Gene Ontology annotation, molecular function: DNA binding; DNA-binding transcription factor activity. The coding region runs from base 121 to 834 and encodes 237 amino acids. The transcript is spliced from 2 exons.
UGUUAUUUUUCUCUCACAUUAAUGUUUGUUUGUUUGUCUGUCACGAGACUCAUACAUUGUGCUGCCAAUUAUAGUAACUCUCUAUUUCUCUUUCCAUCUCUCAAGUUCUGAAGAAGAAACAUGUGUGGAGGUGCUAUCAUCUCAGACUUCAUUGGUGUGAAGCGUGGCCGCAACCUCGCCGCGCAGGAACUAUGGUCUGAGCUUGACCCUUUCUCUGACUUCCUUGGCUUCCAUACCACCAAUUCCAAAAACCAACCACCCCUGCAGAAAAUUCCAGACAAAAAAGUGGUGUCAUCAUGUGAGAAGAAGAAGAAAAGCGUGGUGGGUGCAGAAAAGAAGAAGAGUGAUAGUGGGCGAGCUCGUAAAAACGUGUACAGAGGAAUCAGGCAAAGGCCAUGGGGCAAGUGGGCCGCGGAGAUAAGGGACCCACACAAGGGUGUUCGUGUCUGGCUCGGCACCUUCCCCACCGCCGAAGAAGCCGCCCAAGCCUACGACGACGCCGCCAUACGCAUCCGCGGCGACAAGGCCAAGCUCAACUUCCCGGCCACCACCAUUUCCGCCGCCGCCGCCGCUCCGCCACCCUCCAAAAAGCAACGCUGCCUCAGCCCUGACAUCAUCACUGAAGAAAGCAGCAGCAGCUCACAUUCCACCACUGGAUCCACCGGCGAAAGCGGCGGAGGAAACGACGAACUCGACCUGAAACAAAUUGAAUGGUUUCUAGGUUUGGAGAAUGAGCUGCCUGUUAGCAACAACAUUGGUGCUGAGUGGGACAACAUGGAUGACCUGUGGAUGCUGGACGACGUCGUUGUGCCCAACCGUCACUUAAUUUACUAGAAGGCUAAUAAUUAAUAAAUGGCGUUUUCUUAAGUUUUAGUUUUAUUUUAUAAAUUGUAGUAUAAAACUAUGUUGGUAUUUGUGUUCUUAGUUUUCUUCUGCUGUUUUGUCUCUUCUCUGGCUUUGGUAAUUUCUGUUUUGGACGGUUGAAUGAUUUCAAAAUUAGGUACUUAAUUACACCCUAUCAUGAUUGGGAUGAUGAUUAUAUAUUAUGAUUAUGAUGAUUAUAUAUAAAUAAAGGGUGAUUAAGUUAGGGCGCGUGA